Messenger RNA from Racocetra persica, 640 nucleotides. The record is from the annotation of a GenBank genome assembly. Lineage: Eukaryota; Fungi; Glomeromycota; Glomeromycetes; Diversisporales; Gigasporaceae.
AUGGGUUUCAGUCCUCGAGCACAAUAUGCAACAAAUGUUCGCAUCUUGGUCAAGUGCAUUGAAUGUAACUGUCUGCGAGUUCUCUACUCACAACAUCGUCUAAACCCAGAGGAGAAAAAUCUUCUUAAAAAUUUCUUGGAAACAAUUGAUUAUACAUGCGGCACAACAUUUUAUGGAAUUUCAGAUUUCACAAAAGCCAGUCCACCCUCAUUUCGAAACAAUAAUAAUUGCAGCAUAAAUAAUAACGAAGUUGAGCUUCAAGAUGCAGAUAAUGAUAUAAAUGGUGAUGGUGACUACGAUGGCGAUGGUAUGAAAGAUGAUGAAAGGUUUACUGAUGAUGGUGACUAUGAUAGCGAUGGUAUGGAAGAUGGUGAAAGGUUUAAUAAUGAUGGUGACUACGAUGCCGAUGGUAUGGAAGAUGGUGAAAGGUUUAUUGAUGAAAGGUCUGUUGAUGAAUCGUUUACAGAACUACAAAAUACAGAGAAUAGUUUAUCUUUAGAGAUAUUGUUCAAACAGAUAUUUGUUAAUGUCAAGCUUACCUGCAUGAUAUCAAUGGAAGUUCCUUACUUUUCUUCUCGCCUUUAUCCUGACGUUUGUUUCCAGUAUGGUGAUACAGAAAUCUUUUCUCCAACUCCUGCUG